Xenopus tropicalis (tropical clawed frog) is the source of this 5711-nucleotide messenger RNA. RefSeq names its product leucine-rich repeats and calponin homology (CH) domain containing 4 (gene lrch4). The transcript is spliced from 19 exons. The record is from RefSeq and is a predicted model, not a curated record. NCBI's taxonomy places the organism in Eukaryota, Metazoa, Chordata, Amphibia, Anura, Pipidae. The coding region runs from base 1 to 2775 and encodes 924 amino acids.
AUGUCCCGGAGGGGCAGAAAGGAAACAAUACGGUCCAGCUGGGCAUUUGUCCGGCAAAGGGAACGUUAUAGAGAGAAUAAAGCAGAAGAAACGCAGUGUAAGAAGGCAGAAAGGCGCCCUACGAUUGGCUGUCGCCUAGCAGCAGCCCUGACCCAGUUUAUUCCGUUCGCAAUGGCGGCGGGGAACGAUGAAGAAGAAGGCGGCGGAGGGGAUGGGGACCCCGAGCUCAGUAGAGCGGAAUCAUGUCAGGGAAGCGGCUCACGAAGGAGCGCAGAGAAGGCCCUGGAGGAGGCGGCCAGUACCGGGGUUCUCAGUCUGUCCGGGCGGCGAAUGAAGGAACUUCCCCGUAGCGCCAGGAACUACGAUCUGACCGACAUCACUCGGGCCGAUCUUUCCAAGAACCGCCUGUCGGAGGUGCCCGCAGACAUUUGCCAGUUGGUAUCACUGGAGUCCCUGAACCUGUACCACAACUGCUUGCGCUUCAUCCCCCCGGCGCUGUCCAACCUGCAGGUUCUGACCCACCUGAACAUCAGCCGGAACCUGCUCCCCUCGCUGCCCCCCUGUAUCUGCCGCCUCCCACUCACCGUGCUGAUAGCCAGUAACAAUAAGCUGGGCGCCCUGCCCGAGGAGAUUGGCACCAUGACCAGUUUGCGCCAGCUGGAUGUGAGCUGCAAUGAUCUGCAGGCUCUGCCCCCCCAGAUGGGAUCCUUGGGGUGUCUCCGGGAUUUAAACGCUCGCAGGAACCAGCUGUCUGCCCUGCCUGAGGAGCUGUCAGAACUGCCCCUCAUACGGCUGGAUUUGUCCUGUAACCGCAUCACCCACAUUCCUGUCUGUUACCGGCACCUACGGCACCUCCAGACGGUCAUCCUGGAAAACAACCCCCUCCAGUACCCCCCUGCCCAGAUUUGCCUAAAGGGUAAGGUUCACAUCUUCAAAUACCUGAACAUAGAAGCCUGCAGCAAGCCGGUGUCAGAGCUGGGGGUGAAGCUCAGUCGCCCCACAAGCCUUACUACAUGCCUCACUGAGGAGAUCUAUUCCUCCCGGCCCUACGGAGGCCUGGACUCCGGCUUUAAUAGUGUGGAUAGCGGCAGCAAGCGCUGGUCGGGCAAUGAGUCGGCAGAUGAGCUUACAGAUCUCUCACUAAGGAUUGCAGGCUUCGCUGGGGACUCCAAGCAGCUCCGGGAGAAACUCAAUGGAACAGAGGGAGACACUGAGCACACAGAUGUUGAGAGUACAAAUGAGGAGGAGGAAGAAACCAAAUCUGAUUGUGGCCUUCAGAUGACACCACAGGACAAGCAGAAGCCGGAGCAUCACUCCACCCCCCGCUCGGAGGAGAAGACCAUGGUUUCUGGAGCAGCACCCUCCCCCGUGUCUCCCACCGUUGGGCGACCGGACCCCCCCACCGAGGAGAGACGUCGGCCCGAAACCCUCCUGCUCUGGCGCGAGAGGGAGAGGCAGCAGCUGCAGCAAAGGCAAGAAGCGCCACGCAGGCAGUCGGCCGACCGGAAGGAAAGUUUGCAGAAAGUUCCCUCAAAUUCGACUCUCCCUUCAGCUCCGCCCUCCAGCGACGUGGCAAAUGGCCCUGCUGAUACAGCCAAUCGGCUACGGAGCCAGGUAGGGGGGUUCCACUGGGGGGAGUGGCGUAUAAUGGGAAUGGGGUCAUUAAUGGCCCCUGUUUUUAUGUUUUUAGCCUCCAGCCCCUCGGAGCUGGGCCCUGUGGAUCAAUGCAGUCCGGUGCGGUUACGGAACUGUCGGCCCCCCAUUGAUGAGAAAGCUCUGUUGGCUCAGCUCCGCAAGGUACAUGCCCUUCUCCUAUGCCCACUCUGCACCCCAGCCUUUCUUCUUACUCCCAUUAGAGGCAGAUCUUUUCUGCCCCCCCCCCCCAGAUUCCUUGUGGGUAACCCCAGAAAUGUAAGUUUCCAGGGUGACUUAGGCAGAAGAUGGUCCAGCCCCUGCAGGGUGGUACCAGAGUAUCACGCCCAACAAAACAUUUCUGCGCUCCUGACUGUCUCUUCCGCCUCGGCCCAGGACAUUGAGCUCUCGUCUGACACGUCACGGCUGUGCCGGGGCGAGCCUCAUUGGGGAGCUCUCUCGCCAAACCGCACACGGAGUGAUACUGGUGCAGCAACCUGCUGCAAAUCACCUGCGGCCUCGUACCAUCCCCUCGCAUUGUUCACCACGUUCUCUGUCCUCAUCGCCCAGCACGUGCCCGUGAGUCCCAAACUCAACCUCGCAGUCAAGAGGCAGGAAGAUGGUACCCACGUGAAUAUGAGUUUGCUGGAAUGCCCUGGCAGGAUCGGGGUCCUGAGCUGGGUCGCGUUCUAUCCUGUAUUACACCUCGACUUACCCCGCCGGCCCCUUCCCCGCCUCCUGCUCGCAGGCAACACUCCUCCCUGCUCUAUACACCUUAUACCUCCUAGCUGCUACCAUCAUCAUGCUCCUUCCGCCCCUGCUCUAUCCUUAUAUCCGGACCCCUGCAACAACCGCGCCACCCUCGUCCCCUCUGCUCCUCCCAGGAAUAGGCGAGAUCAGUUAUGCUUGGGCGCUGACAGUCCUGGGAGGGCGGAGCACGACAGCUCGCUGGUCGUACAAAGGACGGUGUCGUCUCUGCUGCUGUUGCCCCCCGGAGAAGCCUCCUCCUUGCCUCCCACCCCAGAGGCAGAGUCCUGCCCGGCUGGCGCCUCCCUGCUGCCUCCGCACACAGGCUUCCUGCUCUUCUACGCUCUCUCCAUGUUGGCGCUAUAUGUGGCCUACAGCCGGCUUGUCGGGGUGUAGCCGCGGCCCCUGGAAACGCUCCUUUAUUGCUCACUACUUUUGCUUUGGGGGCCGCAGGUUGGCAGCAUCUAUGCAUAGGGCCUGUGUGCCAGCGCUACCAGCUGACUAGGGCUUGGGGUUGUUUAUGUGGAGCCCCCGGUUACAGUGGCAUUGGUGGGAGGGCAUGUUGCCAUGGAAUGUCCAACCGGUGGGUGUAAGGAGGAGCAAUAAUGGGUGCCCUGUGGGCAAGAGAACCUGCUGCUCUCAAUGCUGUGCCUUCCCACCCGCGGAGCCUUAGCGUUGGCGCUGCCCCCGUGCCACUUUGGCUACUGAAACACAGGGGGGCCCUUCUUCUCAGGUACCCACCGGCACCGGGCCUGACAGCGAGGGCAUAGAAACUGACUGGGCCAGAACUGUACUGUGACGUGUUCCGGCCCUUUAAUAAUUGCCUGUCCCGUCCCGUCCCCCCGACACUGGCAGGGUGGGCCGCACAUUACUGGUACAAUAAUAGAAGUUGUAUAUAUACAUCUGCCUUAAUAUAUAUGUUUUUGUAGUUCCUUUAAUAUAUGCCAUAAGAACUAGUGCCUAGCAACGGCCCGUGCCCACCGAGCGCCAUAUUUAUAUAUAUAUAAAUGCCCUGUAUAUACCCAGCUGCAUUAACACUAACAUGUCUGCGGAUCCAUAGUGGCGCCGAGUAUCUACACACUGAUCAGACUGCACUGUAUCAUAAUGAAUAUCUGUAACUGUCACAAGUCUUUUAUUUAUGAUUAAAUAUUUCCUAUAUAGAGACUGUCGGCUGCAGAGCAUCAUGGUCUCCUUGCUGAGCUUCCAGUCAAACCAUUGGGCCGAGGGGCAUAUAUGUCAGGGGGGGAGUUGUAGGACCCCCAUCAACCUUAUAUAAAAUUAUGGCAGGGGCUUUAGAUCCGAGAGCUUUAGUAUCAGUUUGGAGACAUGGCCCAAAGUGUCUGUCUAAAGUGUUGGGUUCCAGACUGUCUCUGGGGGCAAUAGGAAGGGUGGGGUAUUUAUGGCUGCUCAGACCUGUAUCGGACACCGCCAUUGGCCUCUGGAGCAGGGCAAAGAUGGCCUUUAGAGUGAUAAAUGGCAUCUCAUCAGCUGCCAGUCUGAGGGGAGGGUUUGGGUUGAGCCAAGAGAACAUGACCUGCCUGAAGGCCUAAUGGCCACGGUGAUGUUUGGUGGUGGAGUCAUUGGCCAGGCGGCUUCAAUGGUUUGGGCCCUGAUCUGGUUCAGAACCUAAAUGCCCCAAUACACAUGGCCAGGGCCGUACAGAAUUGGUUUGUUGAGGUGGGAAGAACCUGACUGCAAGUUGGGAUAGUUUGAUGGCCAAACUCACUAAUGCCCCAGUGAAAGCCUUCCCACGAGGUUCUGGCAGCAAAGGCAGAACCAGCCGAAUCCCCUUGGGCCGAUGAGAUGCUGAAUGGCCGAUGAGAUGCUGAAUGGCCGAUGAGAUGCUGAAUGGCCGAUGAGAUGCUGAAUGGCCGAUGAGAUGCUGAAUGGCCGAUGGCCUUAUAGUGAGUCACUUUGGGCAGCCUUGAGGACCACUUUAGAGAAAUGUUCCGGGGCUCGUCUGUGGUGCAGAACACAAGAUUUGUCCCAGUUUAGGACCAUCCCCACCUAGCGGAGUUGAGACCAUACCCUAUAGGAACAGGGACCCCCCCAAAAAGUAUGGCUCCAGAACGAGGAUAAGAACCAUGGUAGAACCUGCAGCUUCAGCAUCUCCUCUUAGGUGGUCCCAUAGUUGUUAGGCAAGAGGUUCCAUGGAAUGGGCCAUAGCAGGAACCUUUAGUUGCUGUCGACCAACCUGAACCCCACUCGGUCCAACAAAAUAUCUUCUGGUCCAAGUGUCUUGCUCUUUCUGCUUAGAGCCAUCGCCCCCGGGCCGGUGUCUCAGGUUGGGCCUCGUCCCUUUCCUGCCUUGCUGCAGGGACAGAACUACUCCUCUGCCUCUAUGGGUCUAGGAGUGGCCCAUUUGGUUCUGAAAGUUCUAUCAAGUUCCAGCAGUGGUUGGUUCUGUUUGAGCGGCAGCGAUGGACCUUGUACACUGGGGAGCAAUGGGUAGAACCAACACCCUUGGGGUUUACAUUGACAGCAACAUGGAUGGAAGAUGUGGGGGUCGUUGUGUAUUUCAGUAUCAAGUGAGAACCUGUUCUAACUUCUGGGGGGUCUGACAGGUUCUGGGGGGCACUUACCCUCUGUGGGGCAUUGUAACGAGGAGAGUUGGGGCAUCAGGCUGAGAGUGACCCACCCAUCACUACCCAAGGCUGGCUGUAUGGGCACGGCCAGGGGUAUCUGCCCCAUGGGGGUGAGACACUACCUAAGGAUCUGCACGACUGGCUGGUGGGGCAGGUAAGGUAUGGGGGGGGGGAUCUUUGAUUGCCCCCUGGGGCCCAUAAUUCAGCUGUGCUUGGAAGGAAAGACUUGAGGCCAGGCCUGUGGAGGUGGGGGGCUGUCUGCUGCUCUCUGUCACUUUCCUGAACCCCCUAUUUUCAUCUUCCCCCCUAGAGAAUGAGAUCUAUUGCCCCCCUUAUCCUGCUCCCAUCUCUCUCUAUUACCCCCCCCCCUGCCCCAUACACUCGCCCAUCAUCUCUUUUUACCCCUCCCCAGGAAAGUGUUUGUUCACCCUACGAUAUUCUCGAAAGCGAGGGGCUCAUUCGGGUGAGCGGGACGGUCCGGGCCCUCCUCCAGUUGUGCACUUCACCCCCCAGGGCAUGACCCCCCCGGAAUGGGGCCGCUCUGACUUCAGCCCCCCAGAAUGUGACCGACCUGCACCCCAAGAAUUACAAAGCCAACGAUCUCAGGGACCUGCUGUACCCCCCGAUAUGGGGGCUCUGAAUAUUUGUACAUUCCAUUAUCCUGUAUAUAUGAUUGUGUUUCCUUCCUUGCCUUUCCCUCUGUUUUGUCUUUUUAUGAACAAAUAAAUAAUAAUCAGUGACCUGUAA